Molecule: messenger RNA, 6155 nt
Organism: Canis lupus familiaris (dog)
Lineage: Eukaryota; Metazoa; Chordata; Mammalia; Carnivora; Canidae
Gene: ACOX1
Product: acyl-CoA oxidase 1
Exons: 14
Coding region: 422-2407 (661 amino acids)
Biological process (GO): fatty acid beta-oxidation using acyl-CoA oxidase; lipid homeostasis; very long-chain fatty acid metabolic process
Cellular component (GO): peroxisome
Molecular function (GO): fatty acid binding; FAD binding
Source: RefSeq, a predicted model, not a curated record
GCGUCGCGGCGGCCUCGGGUUCCCGUUUUCCGCCCCGCGCGAUCAUGUGACGACGGAGGGGCGGGCUACCAGGAGCGCCUGGCUUUCUCCCCCAGCGCCCGCCACCGCUCCCCAGGGCAGUUUCCCGACGGUCUUCCAGGGUUUCCUCCCCGGCCGGGGGUCGCUGCGGGGCUCCCCUGGACGAGGCCGGGGGACGCCUCAGUCCGGCGCAGGCCGCAGUCACGGCGCGCACGCCGGCGCCGCGGGGAACCAGGAGGGGCGGGGCGAGCGGGGGCGGGGCGAGCGGCGUCCCGGGGCGACUCUUAGGGCCGGGCGCGCCUCGGAGCUGCGGACAUCCGUCGUCGCAGCAUCAGCCGCCGCCGCUUCGGCCUCCGCAGCCGCCUCUGCCUCUCCUCUGCCGCUGUCGCUGCGUGUCGCCACCAUGAACCAAGACCUUCGCAGGGAGCGGGAAGCCGCCAGCUUCAACCCGGAGCUGCUCACGCACGUCCUGGACGGCAGCCCCGAGAACACCCGGCGCCGCCGAGAGAUCGAGAACCUGAUUCUGAAUGACCCAGACUUCCAGCACGAGGACUUGAAUUUCCUCACUCGCAGCCAGCGCUACGAGGUGGCCGUCAGGAAGAGUGCCAACAUGGUGAAGAAAAUGAGGGACUUUGGCAUCGCAGACCCUGAGGAAAUUAUGUGGUUUAAAAAAGUUCAUUUGGUCAAUUUUGUGGAACCUGUGGGCCUCAAUUACUCCAUGUUUAUUCCUACCUUGCUGAAUCAGGGCACCACUGCUCAGCAAGAGAAAUGGCUGCUUUCAUCCAAAGGACUCCAGAUAAUUGGCACCUACGCCCAGACGGAAAUGGGCCACGGAACUCAUCUCCGAGGUUUGGAAACCACAGCCACUUACGACCCUGAAACUCAAGAGUUCAUUCUCAACAGUCCUACUGUGACCUCCAUCAAGUGGUGGCCUGGUGGACUUGGAAAGACUUCAAAUCAUGCAAUAGUUCUUGCCCAGCUCAUCACUAAGGGGAAAUGCUAUGGAUUACAUGCCUUCAUCGUACCUAUUCGUGAAAUUGGGACCCAUAAACCUUUGCCAGGUAUUACCGUUGGAGAUAUCGGCCCCAAAUUUGGCUAUGAUGAGAUGGAUAACGGCUACCUGAAGAUGGACAAUUAUCGUAUUCCCAGAGAAAACAUGCUGAUGAAGUAUGCCCAGGUAAAGCCUGAUGGGACGUACGUGAAACCCGUGAGUAACAAGCUGACCUACGGGACCAUGGUGUUUGUCAGGUCCUUCCUCGUAGGAGAAGCUGCUCGAUCUCUGUCCAAGGCUUGCACCAUCGCCAUCCGAUACAGUGCUGUGAGGCACCAGUCUGAAAUCAAGCCAGGUGAACCAGAGCCACAGAUUUUGGAUUUCCAGACCCAGCAGUAUAAACUCUUCCCACUCUUGGCCACGGCCUAUGCCUUCCAGUUUGUAGGUGCGUACAUGAAGGAGACCUACCACCGGAUUAAUGAGGACAUUGGCCACGGGGAUCUGAGUGAACUGCCUGAGCUCCAUGCCCUCACUGCCGGGCUGAAGGCUUUCACCUCUUGGACGACAAAUGCUGCUAUUGAAGCUUGCCGGAUGGCUUGUGGCGGGCAUGGCUACUCUCACUGCAGUGGCCUUCCAAAUAUCUAUGUCACUUUUACCCCCACCUGCACCUUUGAAGGAGAGAACACUGUCAUGAUGCUGCAGACGGCUAGGUUCCUGAUGAAAAGUUAUGACCAGGUGCACUCAGGGAAGUUGGUGUGUGGCAUGGUGUCCUACUUGAAUGACCUGCCCACUCAACGCAUCCAGCCGCAGCAGGUGGCAGUGUGGCCGACUGUGGUGGACAUCGACAGCCCUGACAGUCUCACAGAAGCAUAUAAACUUCGAGCAGCCAGAUUAGUAGAAAUUGCUGCAAAAAACCUUCAAAAUGAAGUGAUUCGCAGAGAAAGCAAGGAGGUAGCCUGGAACCUCACUUCUGUUGACCUUGUUCGAGCAAGCGAGGCACACUGCCACUAUGUGGUAGUUAAGCUCUUUUCAGAAAAACUCCUCAAAAUUCAAGAUAAAUCCAUCCACACUGUCCUAAGGAAUUUAUGUCUCUUGUAUUGUCUGUAUGGAAUCAGUCAGAAGGCAGGGGAUUUUCUUCAGGGAAGCAUCAUGACGGAAUCCCAAAUUACCCAAGUAAAUCAGCGCAUAAAGGAGUUGCUGACUGCAGUUCGCCCAGAUGCUGUUGCUUUGGUUGAUGCAUUUGAUUUUAAGGAUGUGACACUCGGCUCUGUGCUUGGCCGGUAUGAUGGGAAUGUGUACGAACAUUUGUUUGAGUGGGCCAAGAAGUCUCCACUGAACAAAGCAGAGGUCCAUGAAUCUUAUUACAAGCACCUAAAGCCACUGCAGUCCAAGCUCUGAAGGGUCAUGGUGACAAGUCUCAUUUGCUCCAGAAACAGCUGGAGCCCCUUACACUUGCCACACAAAUCUGCUUGGAAUCUUUACCAAACUCAGAAAGCUAUAGAGCAAAUGAUAAAUUGAGCCCUUUCCUCUUUUUAUAAAUGAAGACAAAAAUGAACAGAUUUCAGAGAUUAAAUGAAAAAAAAAAAAAAAAACAGACGUGUUUUAAGUGCAAUUAACACUGCAAGAGACCUGUCAAGCAUCAGAAAGAGCUUUAAGAAAUGCAGCAUGACUUCCAUUUGUAGUGCUGCUGAUCCCAGUAGGCCAUGACUUUUGAUAAUUCGUAGAAUUUAACUACUGAGUAGUUAAUUAUUUUCACUUAAUUGCUAAUCACUGGAUCUAUAAGUUUUUAAGCAAAGGUAUUUUUUAAGUGGGGUAGAGCCCUUCCCACCUUUUCUCCUCAAUGUUCUACCGCUCCUGCCAUGGGCCCUGGCUAAGAAGCAGGACUGAAGAGAAAGGAUUUGGGGAAAUAGACUAAUCAGGAAACCUAGUGUGAGUGAAUCUGUGCCUGAACCAUUGACACGACCUCCGCCUGCUUACCCCUCUUUGCCAACCUGUUUCCACCUAACUAUUCACUGUAGCAUCUUUCCAGCAUCUUUUCAGCAUGGGUCUAGCAUAGGAUCACUGUCCCGAGUAAUUAGGAAUUAAUCUUCCACUCGAGGGAACUUGAGGGAGCCCUAAAUCGGCGGUGCAGUAGGACAACAGGUCACUUUGUCCCAAACUUCUUGGGAAGGGGCAAGAAGCAAAAUUAUUUCCGCAUUUGACUUUUGGCAACUGAUGGCUCCUCCAUCAGUGGUGAUUCUUCUCCCUCCCCCUUUCCCUGUCCUGAAAGAUGCUAAGAAAGGAGAAGAAAGGGUCACAGUUCCUUCACAGUAGAAUGAAUAUAGGGAGAGCUCUCUUAGUGCAGUUACCAUGACUGUGGGAUGUCCAUAUCAACUGGAUAUCCUGGAACAAUCCAGAUUUUCUGUAUUCUGUCAUUUGGCAUAAGCCAUUACAGUGCUUGGAGGUCACAGUGUCUGGCAGUACAAAGAUAGAAGCAUUCCUCUGACCACCUCUUCUGCCCAGGAAUACCACAGAAAACUCCUUUGACAAACCAGGUCUUCUGAUUUUUGGAUAUAAAUCAUCGAAUCAAUGUAAUCAUCAAAACUAUGGCUAAUGGAUAAAUGCAAGUUCCACAGAAUCUCUUUCUUACUGUACAUUGGCUUUAUUUUCAGUUUGUUUCCAGGAGCUUGAUCUGAACUGACAUUGUCCUUUGAGCUGAAAUCUAAUUUACACAAUCAUUUACACUUAAAAGGUUAAACAUGGACUACUUAAUGAAGUUUUUUCUUAAAAUUGAUGUAAAAACAUUACUUGACUUUUUUCUUUUUUAAACCUGUUAACUCUGUGACAUUUGCCUCGUAAAACCAGUUCUAGAAUCAGUCUUGAGAAUGUAGUAAAAUUCAGGGGAAAUGUCAUUUCUACCUUGGGACCUGACAAAAUCUAUCCCAGUGGAACCAGUAAUAGGAGAUUUUGAUGGCCUGCAGAAAUACUAUCUGUUGACAAACCUUAAUCUCCACUGAGAGAGUUGACUGGGAAUUGUUUUAAGAUUGAAGUAAUAAGCACUCUGUUCAUUUCUUUGGGAUAUAUCUUGAUGAUAGUUCAGAUUCUGGGAAGUAAUGGAGAGGAAAUUGCUUAAUAAUUGACGUGUUAUAUGUAGAAUUGCUUCAAAAUUAGUGAAUUAGUUUAUUCACAGAUUAACAUCUGUAGUUGAGAUCUAAGAGUGUUUGAACUAGCACCCACCUAAUCCAGCUGCAUGGAUCUGGGAUCUAUCUAGGCAGGUUUGAGUAAGUUGUAGGCACUACAGAGCCACCUUCCAUCCAGCACUUUGAGUUUUAUUUAAAAGCGAAAUCUGAUACUUGAUACUAGUUUUAAUUAACCUUGGAAUUUUUGUCUUGUACUUUUAUUCACUGUAACCUAAGAAUAUAGUAAAACCUCCCUAAUUUGUACUAUUGUGAGGGAAAGAGAAUGCCACAUGAUUAAACAAGUUCAAGUUAUGAGGAAUUUUAAGGUACAGAUUUAUGAGGUUAUUGGGUGGAGGUGACACAAAAAACAAAGCGUGCUCUCACCAGCGCGGGAGUGCCUACCUGGUGGCAGCUCUGCAGCUCUUAAAGGAAGCAGCAGAUCCAGUUUGCUCUCCCAAAGAAGCCAGGUCUCUGCUACAGAUAAGCUUGGUUCUUUUGUGAGCCAUUCUCACAAAGUACAAAAUUUCAACCUACUCCUCUAAAAUGAUAAAUGCUAAGAUAAUUGAUGAGAUUUUUUUCUAUUAGAUAUUGACAAUCCUUUUAAAAAGUAGUAUGAACAGAACUCAAAAUUGGAAUUUUGAAGUUUAACAGGAUUUUGCUUUGUGUUAGAUACAGGUUGAUUCCUUCUGAAGUGUUUGGAACUCUACUUUGUGUUCUACUAGAUAUAUUCUGAGGAGUAUUUCAGUGUUUGGACAUUAGUGGCUUCAAAGCACAGUUGGUUCCAAAUUUGGCCUCUGGGGCUUUUCAUGUUCUUAAGAACAUAGCAGUGCUAAACAUCAGCUUAUCUUCAGAACAUUGGCUUAAUUACAACAUUAACUAUAUUCACAUGCUUUCUGAGGACCCCCUACCUGUAAUUUCAGAUUUUAUAUACCUGGAGGCAUUUUAUAUUUCCUAAACAUGCUAGAUCAUAAUUUUUGGAUUUUCUUCAGUGCAGGACUUUGGCUGGGGAAAUAUGACCCAAAUUCAUGAGGAACGGAAAUUGUUUAGGUGGUUGAGGCUCACAGUCCCUCCCGACCCUUUCUGAGCCCUUUCCAUCCAUCAUAUUAGGAAGGAAAAGAUUAGGUGCGGGUGUGCACACCUGCUAAUCUUUAUAAAUGUAGUAUGUAUGCCUGGGGUCAUAGGCUGCCUUCAAGCAGUACCAGGAAAUGAAUUCUUCUUGAGACCAAGAGUCUUGUCGAUUCUCCUUACUUGAAUAAAGAUUUUGAUCAUUUUCAUGAAAUAUUGCAGAGGUCAUUGCAGCUAAGUAUUUACUACUCUAUUCUUGGAGGAGUCAACCAAGUCACACUGUAAAUGGCUAAAAUGAUUUUUUUAUCUUAAAAUAUCUUUUAAGUUAAACUUUUAACUAUGUACACUAAAUUCUCACUAUUACUGUGCUCCAUGAUCCUAAACAUAGAGAUAUGUUACCAGGUGUUAGCUGUUGCAGACCUGCAAAUUGCUAGAUUCCAGGGUGUUUUUUGAUUUUUAUUUUGCUUUAAAUUUGAGCCAUUGAUUAUCUUAGGAAGAUCACGAAAAAUUGGGAGUGAUUUUAAGAAUUCUGAACCAAAAUAGGUUGUUUUGCCACAAUACUGUUGACUAUGUCAUAGUUUAGGUAGCAAACAUCCUCCACGUGUUCAGACAGCUGACUACUUUGUAAACACCCUUUUAUUUCCAAUUGCUGUGGAUUCAAGGAAAUUGUAUUCUUCGGAGUGUAUAAUUACUUGCUUUUUCCCUUUUAAUGUUAGGGUUUGCGUUCUGUUCCUACCUGACAAGUUGCAUUAAGCAUGUAUUGUUACCCAUCCCUGGCUGGACCUGUCAGUGGAGGUGCACGGGCCCAGAACUUGGCUGGUCCCUGCUUGGCUUGGGCUGCGGGUAAGCCAAACCACUACCCUCCUUUUCCCUUGUAAAACUGAAAGAAAAAAAAAAUCCUUAAUAAAACCUUGUAAUUAACA